Molecule: messenger RNA, 641 nt
Organism: Nicotiana attenuata
Lineage: Eukaryota; Viridiplantae; Streptophyta; Magnoliopsida; Solanales; Solanaceae
Exons: 2
Coding region: 165-551 (128 amino acids)
Source: RefSeq, a predicted model, not a curated record
GAGUUUCUUUACUGUGAAGCAUACCCAAAAAAAGCUGAAAAAGAAAAGGAAAGCUGAGAAUAUAUACUAUUCUAAUAUUUAUUCUUUACUUCAGUAUUAAGAGCUUUGAAAAUCCAAAUUAAUUCUGUCUGAUAUUAUUGCUGUAAUAAUACCGCGAAACAACGAUGAGACUGCCAUUAGUAAUAGUUAUUAUCCUCCUUCACAGCCAUCUUCUUCAGGCGAAAUUAUCCUCUCGCUUUCUCCUUCCUUCAGAAGAAAAAUUGUCAAUCCGUGUGGACGAAGUUGUGACGGUCAAUAAACGUGGAGGUGGUGCAGCUGGUGGGCACGGUGGCCAUCACAGUGGCGGCUCAGGAGGAAGAGUAUCGCCCGGCGGUGGUUCAAGAAAGUCACCUUAUACUGCUACAGCAGGUGUGAUCCCAGUGUACGCAGCUGGAGCUAUGAACCAUCACAAUAUCAACAGAAGUCACAAUCAUAAUGCUGGCACUACCCUCAACUGCAUUUGUUUUUCUUCCUUGCUUUUUAUCGUCUGCAGUAUGCUUAUGAUGCUGUAAUUAUACGCGUAGUAUCUUUAAACCGGUUGUAAAUUGUAAUUAAAACAUGUUAAUAUGAGAGAUGAAGCUAAAAAGGACAUGUAUUACUAC